Messenger RNA from Limulus polyphemus (Atlantic horseshoe crab), 1424 nucleotides. RefSeq names its product zinc finger protein 706-like. The coding region runs from base 226 to 450 and encodes 74 amino acids. The record is from RefSeq and is a predicted model, not a curated record. Lineage: Eukaryota; Metazoa; Arthropoda; Merostomata; Xiphosura; Limulidae. The transcript has 3 exons.
GGCUGAAGUAGAAACCUACCAAACAUAAAGCAACAAAUCACCUCUCCUACCAUUAGACUGUUUACAUGACAUCAUAAGAUGACAUUGUCAAUGGUAAACAAGCAUGUGCAAUUGCCAUAACCCAAGAUUCUCACAGAGUUUAUCGUAAGCAUGGCUCCAACAACACAGUGGGCAGUGGCGUAACUACAAAAGAUGGGCUUGCCUGCAUAAAAAAUUUAAAUAAAGAUGGCUAGAGGACACCAAAAAAUACAGUCUCAGCAGAAAAAUCAAAAGAGACAACAAGAACUGAAGAAGCAACAAGGACAUGAUCAAAAGACAGCAGCUCAAAAAGCCUUGAUUCAUACCUGUACAGUUUGUAAGGCUCAGAUGCCAGAUCCAAAAACCUAUAAGCAACAUUUUGAAAAUAAGCAUCCAAGAACUCCACUUCCCGAUGAUCUCAAAGACUCAUGACCACUAAUAGAGGAUGAAAAGAAGAGACUGCACCAGUUUUUUGGAAGUGGCCAGUUAUACAGAGACAUGUUUAUUCUAAUACAGUGUAUCUUUUCAUUUCAUCUUUAUUUGGACUUUUUUAAUAUGAAAUUUUACAAUACUCUGAUGAAUUGCGGGUUUUCUUGACACACCUAAAUGUUUGGAAUAGUAUUAUGCAAUUUUUUUUUUAUCAGCCUCUUGUAUGAUGUUGUACACCUAUUAAAUGAAUUUAUAAAAUGUUUUGUGAAUCAAGCAUUUAAUUCAAAUGAAAUAAAAUUGUCUAAAGUAACUAAUGUCACAUGGUAUGCUUUGUGUAUAUAGCAAGUUCUUUGAUCUGUUUUAGACACUUGUGCAUACAGUUUUAUUUGUUCCAUUUUUGAUGCUUGUUUACAGCAUGUUCUUUGUUCUAUUUUAAUUGAUCGUGCAUGUUGUGUUGUUUGUUCUAUCUUGAAUGCUUGUUUGUAACUUGUUCUUUGUUCAAUUUUAGUUGCUCGUGCAAGUAGUGUUAUUUGUUUAUGUUGGAUGCUUGUGUAUAGUGUUUUGUUCUGUUGUGGAUGCUUACGUACAAUGAUUUCUUUGUUCUUAGAUGCUUUUGUAUAAUGUUCUUUAUUCUGUGUAAAUGUUUGUGUGUAUAAUGUGUUGUUUGUUUUAUUUUAUUCACUAAUAUCACAAACUACAAAGAACUAUGUAUUUUGACACUUUAUUUUCUAAUACUACACUUAUUUGUAGUUAUUUUAUGUAAAUUAUUAAUAUUCUAGUAUGUACAUACUAAAAGAACAGCUACAAUUCAGUAAAUUCAAUUGACAAUAUGUGGUAUUUUAGUAAAAACUUUUGUGACAUCUCUAAAAAAGGUAUACAUUUUGUACAUUGAUUAUAUAUGUAUCUGUUUAACGAAAGAGAAAUAGGGAAAAUUUCAUAACAUGUAAAUAAAUGAAAUAUCAGGAUGUUCAGAAAUA